AUGAGUUUUUCUGAAAAACAAGAAAAUAUUUCCAAAGAUGACUGGAUGAAUCGACUGGAAAGUCUUCAUAUACAAAGAUCAGAUAUUAAUAAAUUAAUUAUGAAUUACUUAGUGACAGAGGGCUUUAAAGAAGCUGCUGAAAAAUUUCAACAGGAGUCUGGCAUUUCUCCUGGAACAGCAUUAGAUUCGUUAGAUGAAAGAAUUAAAAUUCGAGAUGCUAUUCAAAAUGGAGCAAUACAAGAAGCCACUGCUAUGGUUAAUGAAUUACAUCCUGAACUAUUAGAUAGUGAUAGAUAUUUGUAUUUUCAUUUGCAGCAAUUGCAUUUAAUCGAGCUAAUUAGAGCAAACAAACUAGAAGAAGCUUUGCACUUUGCCCAAGAACAAUUAAGUGAAGCAGGAGAAUCAGAUCCAAAUGCUCUUGCUGAAUUAGAAAGGACUUUAGCACUUCUUGCCUUUGAAGAACCUCUAUCUAGUCCUUUUAGUGAUCUUUUACAACCAUCUCAUAGACAAAAAAUAGCUAGUGAAUUAAAUGCAGCCAUUUUAAAAAUGGAAAAUCGAGAAUCGACAACUCCUAAAUUAUCAAAUUUACUUAAAGUAAUUUUAUGGGCACAAGAUGAAUUAGAUAAAAAAAGAAUUAAAUUUCCUAGACUGAGUGAUUUAGAUAAUGCAACAAUAACAAAUCCAAAGUGA
This is a messenger RNA of Pediculus humanus corporis (human body louse), 690 nucleotides long. RefSeq names its product protein C20orf11, putative. Gene Ontology annotation, molecular function: protein binding. Lineage: Eukaryota; Metazoa; Arthropoda; Insecta; Psocodea; Pediculidae. The transcript has 4 exons. Bases 1 to 690 code for a protein of 229 amino acids. Gene Ontology annotation, cellular component: cytoplasm; nucleus. The record is from RefSeq and is a predicted model, not a curated record. Gene Ontology annotation, biological process: proteasome-mediated ubiquitin-dependent protein catabolic process.